Molecule: messenger RNA, 2228 nt
Organism: Haplochromis burtoni (Burton's mouthbrooder)
Lineage: Eukaryota; Metazoa; Chordata; Actinopteri; Cichliformes; Cichlidae
Product: synaptogyrin-2
Exons: 4
Coding region: 928-1500 (190 amino acids)
Cellular component (GO): neuromuscular junction; synaptic vesicle membrane
Source: RefSeq, a predicted model, not a curated record
UAUAUUAGCUGAAAACUUAAAAAAGCAUACCUUUGCAUGUUGGUCAGUGAGUCCUUACGAAUUUGAGGAAAUUGAACAAGUGGACCACAAAAGAAGAAGCAGCGAGCGUAAAAGGAAAAGGAAAUAAUAUAUACAGCAAAUGGACAGGAUCUGAAAAUCCAUAAAAAAUAGAAAAAAUUUCGAAGUAAGACCAAAAACAGGACCUAAAAGAUGCAUUCGAAACUUUAUUUAAUCCAUCUUCUAUUCACUGAAACCUCAUCAGAAAUGUUUUCAGUGUUUGUCCGAGAUAUGCCAAGUUGCACAAGAAGUGGAGUGAAAAUCAGUGGCAGCAGGUCUGAUGGAGCGAUGAACCCAGAUUGGAAAGUUUUUGGUUCAAAUCAUGGUUAACAUGUACGCAAGACGUAACGACAGAGGUGCAGAUAUGAGUGUUUAGAGUUCUAAAACACAGUGGCGGCUCGACCAUAGGUUACGUUUUUUGUGUUGGGCAUUUUGCUAGAAUUGAUGGAAUUACGAACACAGAAAAGUGUCGUCAGGUUUUGAUCACCAUGCAAAACUGCAAUCUGGAAAACCUGUGAUUGGCAAUGGCUUCAUUUUUAAGCACAACAAUGCAGUAAAAGCAGAUGUGGAUAAAAAAGAAUAAAAACACAGUAGAAACACUGUCAGUUAUAGCCUGGCAUCUCCGCAUGCGUGUGCGUGUCGUGUUCAUCAUUUUCACAACUUUUCAUCCACUUGGCAGAUGCAUUGCAAACGAGAUUAACCUGUUCUUUUUUUCACACUAAUGCAUAGCAUGUUGUAAGGCCAGUUUCCACGGCACCUACGAGGUGCUUUUCAGCAAGAUUGUUCAACAAAUCGAAAGUACCCAACUGUAAUAGGAAGGCUUUUCUUUUUAACUUAAAACUGUCUGAUAGGCAAUUUUUGUGGAGUAAAAUGGAAAACACUGGCAAUCUACCCUCAUUGGAUAAUGAUUCUUUUGAUUGGAGGAGAUUUAUAAAACAGACUGUUUUGCGCACCCUGUGCUGGGUAUUCGCCAUUGUUGUUUUUGGAACCAUCUCAGACCAAGGCUACUAUAGCCCCACGAGUAAAACAAAUGCCACCUGCAUGUUUAACAACAAUGAAUGCGCAUGCAGCUAUGCGGUGGGAGUUGGAGUCCUGGCCUUUGUGGCUUGUGUUGUGUUCCCCAUCCUGGACGUCAUCAUUUCAAAGAUCUCUAGUGCCACAGCGAAAGAUCGCAUUGUCAAAGGAGAUCUGGCCUUCUCCGCGGCUAUGACCUUCCUGUGGUUCAUCUGUUUCUGUGUCUUGCUCAACCAGUGGACCAGAACUAACUCCGAAUAUGUCAUGGCCGAUGCUGCCCGAGCUGCCGUUGCUUUCUCCUUCUUCUCAAUCAUCACCUGGGCUGUUUUGGCGUACGUUGCAUACGGAAGGUAUAAUGUAAACCUGAACACCUGUGAGUGGCUGACUGCUUUAUUUCCCAGAAUCAUUGGAAAUGGAAAUUCUGAAUAGAUGUUCUCUCUCCCACGGUGCCCUCUGUACAGCAUAGACUUUGAUUGUUCAAACCCCACACAGGUGAGAUUUGGAUUCGAGGCAGCAAAUAUUAACUUUGAGACUGACUUUCAGCAGCCAAACAGAUUGGACAUGUAGGCUACUAAAAGUAAAACAAAAGGAGCCUGUCUGUGUUUGUUGUUUAUUUACAGUUUACUUCAACCAUUUUCAACCAAUGAGAAGCUACGUCUGUAAAAGACUUUCCAUUUGAUUAUUUAAAAAAUGUUCGGAUUAGAAAAAGCUCUGCUCCUCAGGCUCGUAUGCGUUGUUUGUAUCAGCUGUGUAACAAGACAUUUUUAAAUUGUACUAGAGAAAAUGUGUGUUCCUCGUUAGUCAUGGUUAAAACAGACACUCGGCACUCCUCUGGCAUUAAACGCAUCACCUAUUAUCCCAGGCCUUGAACAUGUGAAUUAUGUGUUUUUAUAGGCAAACUAGUGCAUAAAUAACAUGUUUACAGGAAAUACCCUAAUCUAAUUAAUGUUGAUUUGUGGUAACAGUUUCAUUAUGUUUUUUCUCUGACAAACCAAAUUAAUAAACUGCAAACUAGAGUUUAGGUAGCAUGUUAUUGUGUCUCAUUGUCUAUUCCCCCUUUUUGCUAUUUUUAUCUGAAGUGAAGCACUUUGUAAUUUUACCUGGAAAGGUGCUAUAGGAAAUACAUCUUUAUUCUUACUUACGUCACAGAAAAAUAU